AUGGACACAAGUAUCGGGACAGCCCAGGAGAGGGCUGCGCUGCUACAUACUCCCGAGCUGCAGGAUUCCGACGCUCAGCACCACACCGCCGCGAUGCUGGACCUGCCGACAAAAACGGUCGACGAAGACGUGGCCGAGGGCCUUGAAAUUGAGCACAAUUUGACGUUUCGCCAAGCAUUCGGCAUCUACUACAAGGCCAUAUUAUGGUGCCUGGUCAUCUCAACAUGCGUCAUCAUGGAGGGUUAUGACCAGAUUCUCGUCCAGAGCUUCUUCGCGUAUCCCCAGUUCCAGAUUAAGUUUGGAGACCAUGUAGGCAGAGGGCCUACGGGAUAUCAGCUGAGCGCACCCUGGCAGGCUGCGCUAUCAAAUGCAUCCGGCGUGGGCGCGUUCUUUGGUGCUCUUCUCAAUGGACCGCUGCAGUUCUUUUAG
Colletotrichum chrysophilum is the source of this 429-nucleotide messenger RNA. RefSeq lists its product as uncharacterized. Bases 1 to 429 code for a protein of 142 amino acids. NCBI's taxonomy places the organism in Eukaryota, Fungi, Ascomycota, Sordariomycetes, Glomerellales, Glomerellaceae. The transcript has 2 exons. The record is from RefSeq and is a predicted model, not a curated record.